AUGGGCCGAAAAUUCUUUGUUGGUGGAAAUUGGAAGAUGAAUGGUAGCAAGAAAAGCAUCGAUGAAAUCGUUGCUUUCAUGAAUGCCGGACAAUUGAGUGCUGAUACUGAGGUUGUUGUUGGUCCUCCAACAUGCUACCUUGAGUAUGCUCGAAGUAAACUGAACCCAAACAUUGGAGUUGCUGCUCAAAACUGCUAUAAAAAGGCUUCUGGAGCCUUUACUGGUGAUAUUAGCCCAGCCAUGAUUAAAGAUAUUGGGUUAAAAUAUGUCAUCUUGGGUCAUUCUGAGAGGAGAAAUGUCUUUGGAGAGUCAGAUGAGUUAAUUGGUGAAAAAAUUGAGCAUGCAGUCUCAGAAGGUUUGAUUGUUAUUGCAUGCAUUGGAGAAACACUUGAAGAAAGAGAAGCUGGAAAAACUGAAGAAGUUGUAUUCAAGCAGACAAAAACCAUAAUCAAACAUGUAAAGGAUUGGUCAAAGGUUGUUAUUGCUUAUGAACCUGUCUGGGCCAUUGGUACAGGCAAAACUGCCACACCUGAACAGGCUCAAGCUGUACAUGAAAGUCUGCGUAAGUUUCUUGUAGAGAAUGCUUCAAAAGAAGUUGCUGACAAUGUCCGCAUUCUUUAUGGAGGUUCGGUAUCUGCUAGCAACUGUAAAGAAUUGGCAACUAAACCAGACAUUGAUGGCUUUUUGGUUGGUGGUGCUUCUCUGAAACCAGACUUUGUCAAAAUCAUCAACGCCCGUUCCUAA
Molecule: messenger RNA, 744 nt
Organism: Acanthosepion pharaonis
Lineage: Eukaryota; Metazoa; Mollusca; Cephalopoda; Sepiida; Sepiidae
Source: the annotation of a GenBank genome assembly